Messenger RNA from Acipenser ruthenus (sterlet), 5858 nucleotides. RefSeq names its product ALS2 C-terminal-like protein. The coding region runs from base 364 to 3387 and encodes 1007 amino acids. The record is from RefSeq and is a predicted model, not a curated record. The transcript has 29 exons. Lineage: Eukaryota; Metazoa; Chordata; Actinopteri; Acipenseriformes; Acipenseridae.
UGGUUGCUUGACUUCCUUGUUUUCUAUUCAGAAGCAGGUCACUUGAUUCGGGAAGAGAAGAGACUGAGUGGUUACUAGAGCUGGGCAUUUACAGUAAACAUGGAACACCCAAACACAGAGAGGGAAAUAUAAGACAAACAGCAGCAGCCGUUACAGCUCAAACGUAAAGGCCAUAAAGAUCCCUCAGACAAUACAAGGAUUCAAUUCAUUUGCUGGUGGAUUUUUUUAAUCAUCAAUUACGGAUGGGACUAGUGUAAACGUUUGGAUUCCUACUCUUGUGGUGAUUGAAGAUACCCAGAAGAAUGAGCAAUACUUGGAUAUGCAAGUACUGUUGCACAUCAGAUUCCUUCUUCCUAAGACCAGAUGAAAAUUGCUGGUAAUAUUGGCGUCCUGCUGCCAGUCCUCAUGUCGCAUCCUGGCAGUUCCAGCCAGCGCUCCACAAGUUUUUCCAUUCCGUUCUCUUCCUCUCCACCUGACCCAGCGGGAUCCCACUUCAAAGAAAAAUCUGCUGCCAGAUCCCUGGUGGAGACUGACAAGACGUUCCUGGACUCCUUGGCUGAUAUAAACACAAAUGUCCUCCAUCAUCUCCUGCAUCACAAUACGGUUGAUCAGAAAUGGCACAGCCAGAUGACGCAGCUCCUGGUGUUGAAUGAGAAAUUCCAUGCUCUUUGGGACCAGACGGGGGAGAUGUGUAAAACAUUAAAGCGGUUGAUACAACAAGACAAGCCUGUCAGUCUCCAGGACAUUUAUAUCAUCAGCAACAAAACAGGAGUCCAGGAAGUCUACAUACAAUACUUCUCGUCUUUUACAAACUUUUUGGUGGUUGAAGGGUUUGAUUAUCUCUCCAAAAAGACAAGCUGUUAUUUUAAGAAGAAUAAAGUGAAUCUAAACAAAUUUCUCACCAACUCACAAAAAGCAGAAAACUCAGUGUCAGUUAGUUUGUACAGGAUCCUCCACGAAAGAAUCAGAGAUCAGGUGAACCAAUACACCCUCAUCCUCACACGAUUGUACGAAACAACACAUAAGACCGCAAGCAGUGAAGUAAUCCGUGAUGCUCUCAAGGGAUUUGUCGACCUGCAGAUGUAUAUCAACCAGGUUCUGGAUGAGGCCUCCGGCACUAAUGCCCUGUGGAAAUCACUGGAACGCAAAGUAACGGAUGUUUUGCGCAUCCCUGAGAGGAGGCUAAGAGAAGAAAGCAGAAACAUCCCCAUCUCAGUCUCUCCAGGAAGAUCCGGCCAUGACAGAAUACUGCUCUUCGACGAUGUUUUCGUAUUACUUCAGGGAUCUGAUAUUCACUGUUAUGAUCUCACUUCUCUUUGGAUUGAGUUCACAACAGAAGAGAACCCCAGCAGGAGGAGUCUGAAGGUGACCUCUCCAGAAGAAUCGUUCACACUAAGCGCUAAGGAGCCCCAGCACGAGGCUGUGUGGCAGUGGAAGUUGAAUCAAGCUAUUCGCCAGUGCUUGGCUGGGAAGAGGGACUUUCCCUUGUGGGGUAAAGGAGUCAAUGGGCGCAGUCCCAGCAGCCCCCCCAUCUCUCGCUUUUCUGCAUACACAUUUAAAAACGAAGGAAGGUUCAAGAAUGCAGUUUAUGAAGGCCACUGGAAUAAGGGGGUGCCGCAUGGCAAAGGUACAUUAAGAUGGGAUGAUGAACGGAACUACACUGGGGACUUCCGAGAUGGUAAAGAGCAUGGGUUUGGAGUCUGUGUCGUUCCUCGAAAAGAGACAGAGGGGUACGACUGCUAUAAAUGUCACUGGAAAGAUGGGAGAAUGCACGGAUAUGGAAUCUGUGAGUACAGCAAUAACACAGUGUACAGAGGUUAUUUCAAAGACAAUCUGCGCCACGGCUUUGGGAUUUUAGAAGGUUGCAGAACUGAUAGCAAGCCAUUAAGAUAUGUUGGCCACUGGGAAAAUGACAAGAAAACUGGAUAUGGAGUCUGGGAAAGCAUUGACAGUGGGGAGAGCUACCGUGGAAUGUGGCUGGAAGACCAAAGACAUGGACAUGGAAUUGUGGUCACUCAGUCCGGCUUGUGCUACAAGGGAAUCUUCAACUCCGACAAACUGACAGGCAAAGGGAUUUUGCUUUCUGAAGACAAUUCUCUUUAUGAAGGGGAGUUUACCGAAGACUUAAUGCUCAAAGGAAAGGGAAAGCUGACAUUUCCAAAUGGUUUCACAAUUGAGGGGGUUUUCAGCAACACAUUUGGAAAUGGAUUACAAGCAAGUGGCAUUUUGAAAACAGUUGGCCAUGAAGAAACAGCGGAAUCAGUUGCUCAGCUACAGAUGGGAUUGCAUGGGCUGCCUGUCGAGAAGAGAUGGACGGGCAUCUAUGAACCAUUUGUGGAGUACCUUCAAGCCGGCUCCACUGAAGAAUCAGAUGAGUCCUUCCUCGGUUUCCACAUAGAGACUGGCAGGACAAUGAGAAAGACUCCCAACAACAAUAAUGGUGCAGGGAUAAUAGCAGAAACCCAUACUGAAGUAACUACGGAAUAUCUCUUCUGCAACAGGGAACCAGAGGAAUUCUCUGUGAGUACUGACUUCAUAGAAAACCUAAAAAAACAGCCUGAUUAUAUACUGCUACAACAAUAUUUGGAGAAGUCCUUCCAGUCUUCCAAGCACCCCUUGGGAAAGAUUCUGCAGACGCAGGCCUUGGUGUUCCAGGCCACCUACUCUGGGAUGGGUGCCAAUAAGCAUCUACUGACCAUGGCCCAGGAAGAAGUCAAAUACCAUGCAAAAAAACUACUGGAGAUUAUCAGGGAUUACCUCCCUGAGUCAUUCAACAAGGAGUGUGAAGACAAAGAGACAAUGGAUGAAAUGAACUGUUACACUGUGGUGCUUCCGCUGAUCUUGCCCAAGUUCUACCCCGAGCUCUUCAUGCUCUAUAUGCUGUACCAUGAGCAGGGCGAUGCCCUCUACUGGCAGGGCAUCGUGCACCUUGGCUUGCUGUCAGACGCUAAACUGCUGGAGUUUCUUGAUGUACAGAAGCAUUUAUGGCCACUAAAGGACCUUCAGCUGACUGCAAACCAGAGAUAUUCUCAAGUGAAGGAUCAGUGCUUCCAUUCAGCCAUCGAGUGCUUCCAGAAAAUAAGCACUACAGCAGACCCUCGAGAUAAAAUUGACACUCUCUUCAGGACGUUUGAAGAGAUUGAGAAGACCGUGUCCUGGGUGCUGGACAGGGAGUACAAACUGCCCAUGGACGACCUGCUGCCUCUGCUCAUUUAUGUGGUGUCCAGAGCAAGGAUUCAGCACUUGGGGGCUGAACUCCAUCUCAUCAGGGACAUGAUGGACCCCUGUGGCAUUGGAGGGAUAUAUGACUUUCUAUUAACUGCACUGGAGUCGUGUUACCAGCACAUACAGAAAGAGGACAUCAGACAAGCCAGAUUCCCAGACUGAAACUUUCCAAUGCUGAGAGGGUGCCGAGGAGCUCCUGGGAAGAUUAAAUACAGUGGGAAGGCUUUGCAAAAUAUAUUCUGAAACCACUGCAGAAAACUCUCCAGUUCUCUAAAGAAGUAAUUGAAAACUGAAGAAGAGAUUGUAUUGAGAUUCAAAUAACCAGUAGAGAAUUCAAUUAAAAAUAAGUAGUGGUCUGUAAUAGCCAUGCAUAGUUUAGCAGAUCCAUUGUAACCAGUAACGCUGUUUUUAAACUUAGUGUGAAAACCCUUCCUGGACGGUUGGCAAUCUGGCAAUAAUGGUAGCACCUUAAGCAGGUGUUUUAUAUACAGUAGAGAGGCAUUUGGUGCAGUGUUAUUUCCGUUAGAUAGGGGUCACGUAUGUUAUCCCCAUUGCGUGGUACUCCCAAGCACUGUUCUUAAGCCGGGUCCACACCUGAGUGAUCAUUUACACAACUUGGCUGCAUGCAACUGAAUCGCUUAUAUGGGGACGUUUCUGCAAGGAGUUGCGCAACUGGUUGCUUACAGUAGAGACAAGCUCUACUUUCAAGCGAUCUGCUGAGCGAUUUGUAGUGCCGUUUAUCAUGUGCAUGGCUGCGAAAUAUGAUUGGUUGUUACAAUCUCCUGCCAGUUUACUUUCCUGUGCUAAAGAGGCAGUCCUUUUUAAAAAGAUGUGAACUACUAAAGUUAACUGGGGAGAUCAAGCGUUUGUCAGAAUUGGUUUAGGAGAGCGAGGUAUUAUGGACAGUAAACAACAAAUUAUAGCUUUUUUUUUUUUAGGAGAUGCAGCAAUGAAAGAAAUUGUCGACUACAUGCACAAACUUCUAAACGCGGGAAUCUUUUGCUCAACUAGUGGCUCAGGUGUGGACAAAGCAGUUGCAGGCGAUUUAAGUUGCGCAAUUUCGAGAGCGAUUUGGUUGCACAACUGGUCGCUCAGGCGUGGACCCUGCUUUACUGCCAACAAAACACACCAAUCAGAAUGCUUUGUUUGUAUUUUGUCCAAAAAUGUGUUACUUGAAUAUUAUUAGUCUUUAUUUAAAAAGUAAAAUCCCACACAGAAUAGCAGCCUGUAUUACUGCUGAAUCCCCACGAAACAGGGGGUCUAGUUCCCAGCAGUAGCUGGACUGCAGAAACCACAUGUACAGUAAAGGGAAGAAUGCAUCCCGUGUAUCACUUUGUUGUAAGUUAAUAUCUGACUUAAAAAAAAAAAAAAAAAAGUUUGUCUGUUCUAUUAAUCAAAAAUAAGAUAUGAAUUGUAAAUGAUAUAUGUUGUAUGUUUAAGUGUUUGGUGGCUUCCUCUAAUCAAGUUGAGUGUAUGUCUUGCACUUUGUCAUGCCCGCGAGUGAAGCGAGUCAGAUCUGUCAUUCAAAGAGUACAAGAGAAAGUACACUCUCAACUGGAUUUGAGGUAGCCACUGAACACUUAUAAACAUAUUAUACAUCAUUAAUCGAAAUACAUUUUAAACCUUUUUUUUUAAACAGACGAAAACCUGAUAACAAUGUACUUAAUCUGUUUAUAUAGAACCUGUUGUGAUUUAAACAUUGAGAAUGCUUUGUCAUUGGCAGUCUGAGUGUGAGAUCUACUCUUAGCGAAAUUAGCGAUGUAGGUGGUGCUAAUGAGUUCCACUGGGAAUAUAACUUAUAAUAUGAUUGAGAGGAAAGCUUAACAUUAUAGUAAAUGUACUCUACAUCCAAGACUUGCAUUUCCCUUAAACACAAUCUGUAAAAAAAAGUUUUACAUUAACUACAGCCAUUUUAAUGAUGGACUUGAAGAAUAAGAAGUCCCCAGCGUCAAACUUGUAUUACUUGUAUCAUACAGUAACAACUCUCUACUCCUGGUAGAGCUGCAGAACAUACCUGUACGAUUGGGAACACAAAGUACUAAGAACACAGUUACUAGGGGGGAAAAAAAGUAAUUGAAACAUUUAUAAAGCAACGUUGUUGAUCUGUUUCAGUCCUUUUAGGUCGGUUUUACUUUAAAAUAAAGUGGGUGCCUUUUAGAGAGUAAUAACUAAACAACAGCAUUCUUAGACACCAAAUGGUCUUAAAAUACUGCUUAUGAAGCUUGUGGAGUUACAUCCACUUUCUUAACAAUGUGGCAUACAGUAACUUUUAGAUUUUUAAACAGCCAUUUUGUGUCCCAGGGUGGCUGGAAUGAUCCAACACCACAGUGACCUUAUACAUAUUUUUUUUUAAUGUUUAUCAAAAAUGAACCCCAUCCCCAAUUACAAAACAUAAACUCUUGAAUAGCUCUGUUUAGAUACACAUAGAUGUGAAGUACCUUGUAGAAGUUUCAGGGUGGGGUCCUCAGUCUCGAUGCCUAUUGUUAUUGGGGGGGGGGGUGCCCUCAAUCAAGACUUUUUGGAACCCCAUGGACUAAAUCUUGCAAGUACUGUAUAUACAUUUUGCUGCAAUAAUAUAUACAUAUGCUGUAGAUUUUCUUUUAUAAAGGUUAAAUAAACUGCUCAACAUACCA